AUGCUGGGUUUACGUCGUUCUGCUAGAGUUGCUGCUCAACCUCAACCACCUAAAACUGAGGAACCACCAGUUAAAAAGGCUAAAAAACCUUCGAAAACAAAUAAUAAUAAAACCCCACAGUCAGAUGUGAAAAAAAAAGAAGAAAAAGAAGAGAAACCAGAGCCAACUGAAACUAAAGAUGAAGAAACAUCAGUUGAAUUAGAAGUGGGUGAUAAAUUACCAAGUAUAAAAUUAUUGAAUCAAAACGAUGAAGAAGUAGACUUACAAGCUGAAUCUCAAAAGCAUAAAUAUUUAAUUAUUUUUGCUUAUCCAAAAGCAUCAACUCCUGGAUGUACUAGACAAGUUUGUGGAUUUCAAAAGAAUCAUAAAUGGUUUACUGAUAAUAAUGUUGCUGUGUUUGGGAUUUCUUCAGAUACACCAAAAAAUCAAUUAAAUUUUGUUCAAAAACAAGGUUUAGAAUAUGAUUUAAUUAGUGAUCCUGAAAAAAAAAUUAUUGGUUUAUUAGGAGCCAAAAAAUCUCCAAGUGGAAUUAAAAGAUCUCAUUGGAUUUUUGUUGAUGGAGUUUUAAAAGAUAAGGAUUUACAAAUUUCUCCUGAACAAAGUAUUGAAGGUGCAAAAGAAGCUAUUGAAAAUUAUAUUAAAGAAAACGAUGGUGAUGAAAAAAAAGAUGAUGAAGAACCUAAAAAUGGUGAUGAAGAAAAUAUUGAAUUGAAUUCAAAAGCUAAAGUACAAGAAGAAGAUGGAGGUUAUAAAGAAGAUGUUGAAGAUUUGAAGACAUGA
Lodderomyces pseudojiufengensis is the source of this 780-nucleotide messenger RNA. It is a transcript of the gene DOT5, whose product is annotated as thioredoxin peroxidase. Gene Ontology annotation, biological process: cellular response to oxidative stress; cell redox homeostasis. Bases 1 to 780 code for a protein of 259 amino acids. The transcript has a single exon. The record is from RefSeq and is a predicted model, not a curated record. Gene Ontology annotation, cellular component: cytoplasm. Gene Ontology annotation, molecular function: thioredoxin peroxidase activity. Lineage: Eukaryota; Fungi; Ascomycota; Pichiomycetes; Serinales; Debaryomycetaceae.